AUGUCCGAUAUUAUGAACGACUGGAUUGUCGCCGACAGCGAGGACGAAGACGCCUCACGACCUCUUCAAAUUGUUGACAAAAACGGCCUCUUGAACGGAACAUCGGUUUCUACAGGUCCGGACAAGAUACUACAGCGUCAGGAAUUUUUUAAGCUUUGUGUGCUUUACCGCAUGCUAACUGGACAUGGUUUUGCAGCGUCACUCAUUCAGACUGCCUCAUUUAUUACCAGCCAAGCGCGGACUCCCCAGCGAGGACGUGAACCUCUCGACAUAAGUGAUACCUCUCUGUUUACGCCACCUCCAGGGUACCAAGACUAUAAUCCACCAAAUGCUUCUCCGUUACUCCCUCGUGGUACGGGAACACCUGUGCCGAAGUCUAAACCGCGCCCACGUCCUGUACCGCGAAAGUCUCGAACCACGAGUACCAUAUAUGACGACUUCGUCAGAGACGAUGAAUCUCGUUCCUCUACCUCACUAAUCGGUUCUGCAUCUGCAAUCCCAGCCAGUAUCUUAACUACAGAUAGCAUCCACCCUCCAACCACACCAUCUGCUAUCUCAGAAGCCAUCGAGGAGGUCGAUCCUGCAUUUAGUAUUGCCGACCGAGCCAAGACGCGCGCUCGGAAGACUCAGGCCAAGAAGCCGACUUACGUGCCUGUCAGCCAUGAUGUGAUAGAGUUAACAUCAGAUUCCGACCUCGACGAACUAUCCCUCAAGCCUCCACGGAAGCGGCAGAAAUCCCAAGAGAAGCCUGUCAAGCCAAAGCCGAGACCCAAGCCGAGACCCAAGCCUAAAGCUAGGACAUCUCCUUCUUCACCUAAGGUUGCUGAACAAAGCACCGGUGAUACUCAGCCGAGCGACUUUGCUUUUCCUUCACCGGCAGGGCCAGCACUUCCGACCCAACUAUCUUCUACAAUAUCGCGCCUCCCGUCUUUCAUACCUCCUUUACCCGACUUGUCUUCUCCACUUUCUUCACCCGAAAUAACUCGCAGGCGGAAGACAGUAUCCCCGUUUCACUCAGAGGUUCAUGGAAAAGAGAUGGAUGUGGAUGUCCCCGAUGCUUCAUCGUCUUUUGUUAUGCCACCUCCUUUAUCCUCUGCGCCAUUGUCGCCUGUCGUCCCGCCAAUCGAUGAUUCGCAUACAGUCGAAGGACAAACCGGGGACGCAGACAUUAUCACUGCUGCGAGCAAGGGUAAGAAAAAGGACACGAAGUUGUCUUCUCGAGCAAAGGGGAAGAAAAAGAGUCGGAAGCAGGCUGACAAAGUCGAGCUCGACAAUCUUGCGCACAACCUCCCCACGGAUGAGCCAGCUGCAUGUAAUACCGCUCUCGAGGACAACAAUUUGGUUGAGAAACAGGAAUCAAAAGUUACGUCGAAGAAUGCACUACCGAAACCCACCCCCAUCGUGAAAUCGAAAUCGAAACCCCAGCCGAAAGGCAAAAGAAAAGCGGUUCUCUCGGAAAGUGAAGAUGAGGACGACGAACCUCCUCGUUCGAGGUCACCUACACAAGGUAGCCAUUUGCCCCAGGACGAAGAUUCUCGAGGCGAAGAUCUCGGGAAGGAUUCUGAAAUCAUCGCAGUCCCUGAGAUAACCAAUAAGAUUUCUCCGCAAAGCGUAGUUACCCUACCAAAGCAGACUCCAGCCGCCACUCUCAAGUCACGCGCCUUCACCAUCAAAUCCAAGUCGACCCCAAUGUCAGAGCUCAUCCGGCGUGUCAACUCACAACCAAAUUCACCAUUCUCGAACAGUCCUUCCUAUUCGCCAUUGGUGAAGUCUUCACGAAUGAUGCUUUCACGGAUUGCACCGCUGCACCCCAACCGACGAGCCCCUCCACCACCAUUACCGAGACCGCCCCCGCCGAAGAAGAGCAAGAAGCAAAUAGAGAUGGAGGAACGCAUUGAGGAGGAAUUAUCGGAGACUGUUGAAGGGUGGUCGUGUAUGACUGACGAGGAGAGAAGGAACUUGCGGAGAGCACGAAUUGAUGCUGAGUUGGGUUAUGAAUGA
Messenger RNA from Suillus bovinus, 2001 nucleotides. RefSeq lists its product as uncharacterized. Bases 1 to 2001 code for a protein of 666 amino acids. The record is from RefSeq and is a predicted model, not a curated record. The transcript has 2 exons. Lineage: Eukaryota; Fungi; Basidiomycota; Agaricomycetes; Boletales; Suillaceae.